Molecule: messenger RNA, 2165 nt
Organism: Pyricularia oryzae 70-15
Lineage: Eukaryota; Fungi; Ascomycota; Sordariomycetes; Magnaporthales; Pyriculariaceae
Exons: 3
Coding region: 380-1429 (349 amino acids)
Source: RefSeq, a predicted model, not a curated record
GCCCACUGUGUACUGUAAUCCGUACAUUACACGUUCAGUUGGCAGCCAAAGGGACGUCAUCUAUCGUGUACCGUCCAGGGGUAUGUAGGGUGGCCCCGCCCCAGGAGCUUGGGCCUCUGCUGCGACUAAACAUUAGGAUUUCCAGGGUCAAGCUUCGGUGCAUCCUGCGUUGCUGCAGAACUGUAACAUCCAUCUCGUCAUUCAAAAUCCGUCCUUCUUUCCUCUGAGACUGUUGAUUUGUGUACUCAUCGUCUGCACAAAGAAAGUUUUUCUCGGCGCAUGCACUACUGAAGCUUCCUUGUGGUUUCUCCCGGUUUCCUUGAAAUUGGUCUCGACUCGCUUGUAUUCUAGAUAGCUCCUUACCCGCCCAUACUCAGGCAUGAUAAACGUCAGCUCCCAGGCAAUUGCCCAACAAAGUCCUCUUUUUUAUCAUCUCAGGGUUCCCCGCUUUCGCUGUCGAGCUCCCUUCCACACUACCAGGUCCACCAUUGUCAACAUCGCCAAAACAUCUUCGACUUUAUCGCUCACUGCUCGCAAUCACUCAUUUGACAAACUACAGAAUUAUUCCGCUAGCUUUGCAUCGUUUGUUCGUACUACUUUGAAGUCGACAGGAGCAUCGCUCUUGAGCUACCGCACGAUGGCAACACCGCACCAUUCCAUCCUCAAGAAGGGGCCCGUGACAGAGGCCAAGCUUCUUUCGAGGAAUUUGACACAUUUGUUCCAGGAGAAGGAGCUCAAAACCCAGGCCGAAGGACUCGAGAUGGCAAAGACUGUGAGCUGCGAUCUCACCAAGCCCCCACCACCAAACAAGAGAUUCAAUGAUCGCAUCGCCCUGUAUCAUGGCGACAUCACCAAGCUCAUGGUCGACGCCAUUGUCAAUGCCGCAAAUGAGACCCUUCUCGGCGGCGGCGGUGUGGAUGGCUCAAUUCAUCGUGCAGCCGGCGGAGGACUUUUGAGGGAGUGUAGGACACUCGAUGGAUGUGACACCGGUGAUGCCAAGGUGACAGAUGCCUAUGACCUGCCCUGUAAGAAGGUCAUACAUGCCGUGGGUCCGGUUUACAACGAGAGACACAGGGAAGAGUGUGAGAUGCUGCUUUCUAGCUGCUACACCCGGAGCUUGGAGCUAGCCGUCGAGAAUGGAUGCAGAUCAAUUGCCUUCCCUGCGAUCAGCACAGGUAUCUAUGGAUAUCCAAGCAGAAGGGCUGCCAACGCCGCCAUAACAGCUGUCAGGAAAUUCCUUGAGUCGGAUCAGGGGGACAAGAUCAGUUUGGUAGUCUUCUGUUGUUUCCUGCAGAAGGACAUGGAAAUUUACACAGACAAGCUUCCCCUUUGGUUUCCACCUGUAACUGCAGAAUCCGGCGGCGUAAAGCCCAAGCGUAGCAUGCUUGAUGUCGGCGACGACGAUGCAUCACCGCCAAAGACGAAGUAGGCUGACGUCAAGAGGCGAAAGAGCUCGAGCGGUCCGGUAGAGCCUGCUACUGUUUCGGCUCAACCGCAUAUCCAUAAAAACAUCACAUUCGUCGACUUACCUUCUAAGCAUUCAUCUCCCACCGAUGCAUCAACCAGACAUCCUGUGGCAGAAUCUGCUUCGGGGCCUUCGACAAGUAUAUACAGAGUUCCAAGCAUGGUGGACGAGGUAUUGGCAGCCAACCGUCCCGCGGGCAGCGAGUCUGGGCCUCCAGACGUAGCAACAAGAGAGGGCGCACAUGAUGUGAUUAGUCUGCGGAGACUUUCUCAAAUGUCAACUGCCGGCCGGAAGGAUGUUGAGCUGAGACAGGUAUCGACGACAGGAGAGAGUCGACGCGAAAGUCGGAACAGUCGGAACAGUCGCAAUGACGAAUGUUGCUGUAGCUACUGCACAAAGCCAUGUGUGCAGUACUGUCCGACUUGCGUCCUGUCCUAAGUUUGACAUGCCUUGCUUCGGCGUCAUCAUUCAAGCCGACAACAGUCUUUCUUCUUUACCCUUUUUCUUAGGCACUGGCCGAUUGGCCAGCUUUGCUUCCCAGCAGCCCAGAAUUGUUCCUUGACUUUCUAGCGUCUAGUUCUAUCUCGCUGUAUAGUCCAGCGACCAAGUUUGAUCAAGGGCAAAUUGAGAUAGAGAUACCCAGGUUUAGUUUAGUAAUAUGAACAGGUCUUGAUAAACGAAAGAUAUGGUUCAUUUGGUC